CACAGAGAGCCUCCCCCGCUCCCCGAAUAAUGGUACAGCCUUCUGUUGAAAUUCCGAGAAUUGAGCCGCUGCGUUUCUAAGAACUGGAUUCUCAGAACUGGUGAUGCUCACAGUUUCGAGGAAACUUUUAUAAGAUUGUGACAGCAUGGCCACGACUGCAGAUGGCUGCAUUCAAUUCACACGUCAUGCAGGCGACGUCCUGCUUAACUUCAACCGCCUCCGCAGCAGGAACCUCCUGACUGAUGUCAUGGUGGAGGUGGAUGGACAGAUCUUUCACGCUCACAAGUCCAUCCUGGUAGCCUGCAGUGGCUUCUUCUAUUCUGUGUUCAUGAAACCUGAGAACGCAAGCCUUAGUGCCAUUGUCCUGGACCCCAUAGUGGACCCCAAAGGUUUCUCCCUCCUGCUGGACUUCAUGUACACUUCUUAUCUGAACCUUAAUGACACUGUGACCUUGAUCACCCUGAACACAGCCAUCUACCUCCAGAUGGAGCAUGUUGCUGACACCUGCCACAGGUUCAUCAGAUCCAGGCAUCAGGCUCUGAAUAUACAGAAGGAAGAGGUACUGAAUAACUCAUCAAAUCUAGCCAAGGAAAUCUCUGCUAAAAAGCUCUUGGCGGAAAAGGAGCCAGACAUUAGAAAUAACCUCUUACGGUUUCCCCCUCAGGAGUGUGAGGGCUACAUCCCCAAUGUUUUCACCACUACUGGUUGCUACCAUGUGUACGGUGGUAUGCAUAUGCCUGCUGCAGUACUAGAAUGUUCUAACGAAACCAGCAUGGCACAAUCCUCCAUUAUCCGACCAGCAGCAGCUCACUGCAACCAUCAGUGUCCCACUUUUCCCAUGGAGGGCCACAACACUCAACACCCACAAACCGGCUGUUUGAGAGGGACUACAAGCUACGCCAAAGGGGUCAUCUGUAGCCCACAGAGCCCCCUUAGGUCUGACUGUCAGCCAAACUCACCCACAGGGUCCAGCAGCAGCAUUAACGCAAGCAUGAGCCUGAAACAGGCCUGUGAUUCCCCCAGAGAUGCCAAGGCCUGCAACUGGAAAAAGUACAAGUUCAUUGUUCUGAACCAAACUCCUAAUGAGAGAGGAAAGGAGGCCCGGGGAGGUAGAGCUGUCAGCCCAUCUAGUAGCAAAGCAGCUGGUGGUCACGAUGAGCUUCAGCUGGAAGAGGGAACCAACAAUCAGAGAGAGGAAAUGCCUUCACCACACGGGGAACUCUGCUCCAGCAGCAGACUCUCCUCCUCUAGCUGUGACAGUCCUCAGGGCAUGGAAACCAGCCACCUCUCUCCUGUCUCAUACAGCAGUGAUGAGGCCACAAAAAUGUGCUCAGAUUAUUCCUCUAGCUGUGAAAAUAAUUUCUUGUGCAAUGGGUGUGACUCAAAGUUCUCAGAGGAAGACUCAUUAAAAGACCACAUGGGCCAGGUCCACAGUGACAAGCCGUACAAGUGUGACUGCUGCCAGGCCGCCUUCCGCUACAAAGGCAACCUGGCCAGCCAUAAGACCGUUCACACCGGUGCAAAGCCGUACCACUGCACCAUCUGCGGAGCUCAGUUCAACCGUCCAGCUAACCUCAAGACCCACACCCGGAUUCACUCUGGAGAAAAGCCAUACAAGUGUGAGACGUGCGGUUCUAGGUUUGUGCAGGUCGCCCACCUCCGUGCCCACGUGUUGAUCCACACAGGAGAGAAGCCAUACCCCUGUGAGAUCUGUGGAACACACUUCCGCCACCUUCAGACGCUCAAGAGCCAUAUGCGCAUCCAUACAGGAGAGAAGCCCUAUCAUUGUGAAAAAUGUGAUCUCCACUUCAGACACAAGAGUCAGCUCAGGCUUCAUCUCCGACAGAAACACGGCGCUGUCACAAACACCAAGGCUCAGUAUCGCAGGUCUCCUGGCAACAUUGUCGCAGGCCUGGUGAACUCCUCCUGAGUCAGCCACCGGCUGCUGCAUAUGGACGCUUUUAAAUAAAGAGUAGACGUUUAAGUCUAAUAUUUGCCUUUUUUGUGCUUGUAAGCUGUGCACAUGACAGUGUCAUCUCUUUGUUCAGAGACUCUAGUCAGGGCUUUUAUUUUGAAUGUUUAACAACAGAAUGUAUGUCUUGAAUGUGAAUCUGAGUGGGUAUUUCUCCAUUGUGCAAAUACCUCGACAGAAUGUCAACCGUCUAUGUUGUUCAAAUAGAGAAUCACUGUUACACUUGGGUUUUAGAUUAGCUAUGAACUUACCCAGUGAUUGGUCUGAAGCAGUCAUGAUGCCGGUUAGCUGUCUUCAUAAAGCUGUUUAGAUAGAACGGCUGAAAAGCGCAUAGUCAAAUGUGUGUAAGUGUCACAAAAAUGGCAAUAUGGUUCAGGAGUCUCUACUGUUCACAGGUCAGUUAAAAACUGCAGAGACAUGCAGAUCUGAGUCUAGUUAUGGAUGAGUAGGUCAGGAGGAGAAUCCCUGAAUCAUAUUUCAGCGCCACUGCUGUGUUUUUCUGCAUGAGUGAUUAUUGAAGCUGCUACUGCAAGAUAGAUAGAUAGAUAGAUAGAUAGAUAGAUAGAUAGAUAGAUAGAUAGAUAGAUAGAUAGAUAGAUAGAUAGAUAGAUAGAUUACAUUGUCCUCAUGGAGUAGCAUGAUGGUCAGUCAUGCUGUGGGCUUUCUGUUUUGCCGUGUCAUAGUCAAUGGUACAUGCUGUAUUAUUUACAGAUGGUCAUCUGUUUUAUAACUAGCUACAUAUUGUACAUAUCUUUUUUGACAGAUUUUUGUUCAGCUUUGAUAUCCUGCACAUACCCAUGAUAUUGUAAAAUAUCAGGGUUCUUACUUUAGCUUGGGUUUUUCUAUCUUAAAUGUUCUCAACAGCUCGUUAAACUCCAAUUCCCAGCACUUUUAUAUACUAUUUAUUUUUGUAAAUGUAAUUUGUUUCUUUUAAUAUGUGGUGCUGCAGGAAUCUUUUUCCUCCUGUGGUUUUUCAUUUUUUUUAAUGAAGGGUAUACUUCAUAGGACACCCAUGAUAAUUAGCAGAUUUAUGGUGCCUUAAAUUUACAUUUUCUAUUGUCUGUUUCCACAGACUGACAAUUAAUGCAUUUUAAUUGUGACCAUUUGUAAGCUCUGGUACUUAUCACCUGCUUCUUUGUGUUCUGCCUUGGUACUUGGGCUAAGUAAUGCAUAUGCAUGUUAUGGUACCAUUGAUUUGGAAGCACCUGACCUGAAGGGCGAAGCUCUUUAAUGUGCAGACACCAGGCCUCAAGCUAAAAACACUCAGGAAUAUCAUUAUUAUGUAAGCAAAUAUGUUUCUAAUAGCAGAUUGAAUAUAUAUAGAAAAUAUAUAUAUAUAUAUGACAAUAAAUGUGUAUUGUGAAGCAAA
Molecule: messenger RNA, 3341 nt
Organism: Girardinichthys multiradiatus
Lineage: Eukaryota; Metazoa; Chordata; Actinopteri; Cyprinodontiformes; Goodeidae
Gene: bcl6ab
Product: BCL6A transcription repressor b
Exons: 9
Coding region: 146-1930 (594 amino acids)
Biological process (GO): regulation of transcription by RNA polymerase II
Cellular component (GO): nucleus
Molecular function (GO): protein binding; DNA-binding transcription factor activity, RNA polymerase II-specific; RNA polymerase II cis-regulatory region sequence-specific DNA binding
Source: RefSeq, a predicted model, not a curated record